Messenger RNA from Paramecium octaurelia, 675 nucleotides. Lineage: Eukaryota; Ciliophora; Oligohymenophorea; Peniculida; Parameciidae. The record is from the annotation of a GenBank genome assembly.
AUGCAAAAUAACAAAAUUUGCAUAAGAGCUGUAGAAAAAGAAGGCAGUUCAAACUCAAUUAAUACGGGAUGUUAAAGUAUGAACCUAUUUUAUUACAUAGUCCAAAAAUGUAAGUAUCGCUUCUGUGAAACUGUAACAUCAUGUUAGAAAUAUGUUUUCAGAGUGGUUCAUUAGUGGCUGAGAGGCUGUAGAUAAAGAACACCAUGUAACGAUAGCAAAUAAAUAAAUAUGUUUUUCAAUUUCCUGUUAAAUAGUAGCGAUAAUACAUAUACCCAUAUAAUAUAUCAGAAUCCCAUCCAGGCGUACGACAAUAAGAGUGAAGAUGCUCCUUAAAAUAUCAAUUGCUCUGAGUUCCUAAAAAAUUGCUUUCAAAAAUCUUAGGAGGGUGCAUUGAGAAUCUCUGAAUUGCCCAAAUAUGAUUUGAAGUCUAAAAUAAUAAAUGUUUUGGCAGGCAGUUCCUGUAUGUAAAAUACAUGUCAAAAUACUCCUUCAAUUUAUGUUUUAAAUGAAUAAUGUGCUGCUUUCAAAGAAGAUUGCACUAUUGAUAAUACAACAUUUCAAGGAUUUUCAGAGAGAACACGAGAUAAUGUUCCUACUACUUCUACAACCUUUCUAUAACUGAAUUAUGAUUGUAAUAUAUUCAAAGAAACUUGUAUCACUAAACUUGGAAGAUGA